Messenger RNA from Stylophora pistillata, 2554 nucleotides. RefSeq lists its product as uncharacterized. Gene Ontology annotation, biological process: negative regulation of MAP kinase activity; animal organ development; negative regulation of fibroblast growth factor receptor signaling pathway. The record is from RefSeq and is a predicted model, not a curated record. Lineage: Eukaryota; Metazoa; Cnidaria; Anthozoa; Scleractinia; Pocilloporidae. Gene Ontology annotation, cellular component: cytosol; membrane.
UGUGUGAUGUAAUACCCACGAGACCCGCAUAUAUACAGCAUGUGUUUAAUUAUUUAGUUAGUUCUCUUAGGUACGUGAAUAAAACCGAUUUCAUUUUAACCGCUGUGCACUACAGUAAGUAGACAGAUGUCUCGGUUAUUUUGCGACAAGGUGCUCGUCAACGGAUCCUUAAAAUUUUAGUAACAUUAGGAAGGCACUUCGCAUAAAAACUAAGGAAAUGACGGUAUAGGAAAAAAUGCUGCAAAACAAGAAAGCGUCGCGUUCAACUCAAGUACAUCUCGAUUUGGGAGGCGAAUACUGUACUUUGAGAGAAAUUUCUGAUCCGGCAACAGCACCUGGAACAACAGGAAAGCCAGCCAGUCAAAAAACUACACAAUCUGCACAGGCUAACCACAUAAGACAAGAUGACAAGGACGCCAACCUGAGUCCGAGACACAAAAUGUUACGCUCAAAGUCAACUCCCGCCCAAACAACACCUGUGAACAUCACACUCGACGCAGGUGUGUCAGCUAAACACGUGAAUGGCGUUCAGCCCAGUGCGAGCGGCCCUUUAGUGAUAGCCUCAGGGAGACGAAGCACAGGACAAGUCAAGGCGGCAGGUAGACGGAGUCUUGGGUCUCUCUCUACCCGAGAGCCGCCUGCCCCACUCUGCUACUUCGCAUAUUUAGGCAGGCUCACCCCAGCGCCGAAAGAUGCUCAGCGGGGACGGCUUCAUUCGGCGCAUGACAUGUUAGCGGAUCGGCCGGUGAUAAUAACGAGUACAUCGAUCGUGUCUCCUUAUGCCACCAAUGUUAUUUGCCAGGAGUUUGAAGCGAUCGAGGAGGAGGAGAGACGCGGAGAUUGCCACGAUCUCUUGGACUGUUGCACCUGUAUGUGCUGUGUGAAGGGAUUCUUUUACCACUGCACUAAAGAUACCAAAGAUGAAGGUAAAAUAGCCGAGGAUCCCUGCUCAUGCCAGGGGUCUGUGAACGAGUGCAUGGGUCGAUGGGGGGUCAUGGGAAUUAUGUCCAUAUUUAUGCCUUGCUUGUGGUGUUACCUCCCUUUUGAAGCAUAUUUCAAGUGCCAUGACUGUAUGAAAAGUAUGAACAGCUAAGAUAAAAGUGAGGACAGGGGGAUCCCAUAGAAAGCUCGUCUUCAGACUUCGAACCUGCAUCAAUGUCAAUGAAUUCCAGAAAUGAAGCUGUGAUAUAGAAAUUAUUUAUAAUCUCGUCGAAGCCCUGAAGAUUCCCUUUUAUCUGAGGGAUAAGGAUUCCAUCGCAUAUUAAUCGCCGAAAGUUAUUACUUGGUAUAUAAUGUCAAUUCAAACAUUUUAAUUGGUCACGAGGUUGAAAUUUGCUGGUCAAACUUUAGGGAGCUUAAAAGUAAUAAGCAACGUGUUUAAAGUAAGUUCCCCCUUUCAGGUGUUUCCCCGUCAACAGAAAAAUUAAAAUCCUCGUAGUCAGUAAGAUAGCGUAUCAAUUAGCAAGUGUCUAGUCAUACUGUCAAAAAAAAUUGUACAUGAUGAAAAAUCAUCACUAUUAGCCAGUUAAAACGGGGCAAUUCUUAGGCUGCUCUUUAUGUGUAGGGUCUCAAGACUAAUUCUCAUUAUGUCUGCUACACAUAUCGUCCAAAGAUAGUGAUAAGAAUUUGUCAUUCAAUUAAUCGAUAUUCUCCUUGUUGACAUUUUUAUUCUUAUCGGCUGUCUUCUUGACAGAUAUCGAUACUUUAAUGAGAUAUUGCUUUAGGGUCACUCUCAAGAGUGAAAGAGUUUAUCUUUGUGAAGACAGUAAUUAACCCACCAUCGCUGGAAGUAAAUAGACACGUUUAAAACUUACCGCAAACCAGCAAAAUGGGGUGAGAUACCUUAUGUAGCGAUAGAAAUUACAUAUUUGUACUGCUUUAACAUUAGGCUGUAACUGACACCCAAAUAACGCAGAUCAAAUGAACAAAUAGGAUUCCAUAUUCCUGUGGCCCUGUUCAGCGGCAAUAGAUCCCAGAUAACGUCAAAAUAGGGUAAGAAAAACAAAAAUACUGAUGCACGAGUAGGUCACUGUGAUCUUUCCUUGUACAGACCCACGGCAACAAAGAAUCUCUUUGCUAUGUAUGAUAAACAAAAACCAAACUACUGUUAAUGGUGACGUUGUCCAGCCCUCUGUAUUCCAAUAGAUCAUGGGUAGGAGCCAAUCAAAGCGUGUGCACAAUUAAGCUUAUCAAUAUUUCAAGAGAGAAAUACAAACUCGAUAAAAAAAUGAGUGUUUGAUGUAGAUGUUCUGCUUGGUUUCACUCGGAAAUCAGCUUUGUUCGAUGUGUAACAUAAUUUAUAAAUGUGUGCCUGUAAAUAAUGUAGAAAGUAGCAUACUGAAUUUGUAAUGAUAACAGAAGAGAGUGAGAAGUAUACAAAGUACCCUAGAACGGCUUUUAACUCAAUUGUGAGUUGAUAUCAACGUUAAAUAUUUAUGUAAACACUUAACAUAAUUUCUUAGCUUCAUUACGUAUCUUUUCAGAAUUGACAUGAUUCACAACUUAGUUGAAUGAUCAAAGCAAGGGAUUAAUAAAAUUCUAUUCUGACCGAUGA